AUGCCGGCGGCGGCGGGCGAUGGGCUCCUGGGCGAGCCGGCGGCGGUGGCGGCGGGCGCGGAGGGGCGGCGGGCGGCGGCGGACGGGGGCUCGUUCCUGGCCGCCUGGCUGAGCGCGGCGGCGCCCCGGGAGCGGCUCCGCGACUUCCAGCACACCAAGAGGGUCGGCAACUACCUGAUCGGCAGGAAGCUGGGCGAGGGAUCCUUCGCCAAGGUCCGCGAGGGGCUGCAUGUGCUCACCGGAGAGAAGGUGGCAGUGAAAGUCAUUGACAAGAAAAGAGCCAAAAAGGACACCUAUGUCACCAAGAACCUGCGACGGGAAGGGCAGAUCCAGCAGAUGAUCCGCCACCCAAACAUUGCUCAGCUGCUGGAUAUCCUGGAGACCGAAAACAGCUACUACCUUGUCAUGGAGCUGUGCCCUGGGGGCAACUUGAUGCACAAGAUUUACGAGAAGAAGAGGCUCGAGGAGCACGAGGCGCGCAAAUACAUCCGGCAGCUCAUCCUGGCGGUGGAACAUCUCCACCGGGCAGGGGUGGUCCACAGAGACUUGAAGAUAGAAAAUCUGUUGCUGGAUGAAGACAACAAUAUCAAGCUCAUUGACUUUGGAUUGAGCAACUGUGCAGGCAUCCUGGGUUAUUCUGAUCCCUUCAGCACCCAGUGUGGGAGCCCAGCAUAUGCAGCCCCUGAACUUCUGGCAAGGAAGAAAUACGGGCCCAAAAUAGACGUUUGGUCCAUUGGGGUGAACAUGUAUGCCAUGUUGACUGGAACGCUGCCCUUUACCGUGGAGCCGUUCAGCUUGAGAGCCUUAUACCAGAAGAUGGUGGACAAAGAGAUGAACCCUUUUCCCACCCAGCUCUCUUCAGCUGCCAUAAACUUCCUACGAUCUCUGCUGGAGCCAGACCCUGCAAAGAGACCAAACAUCCAGCAGGCCCUGGCAAAUCGAUGGCUCAACGAGAAUUACCCCGGAAGAGCACCACCAAAUGUCACCUAUCCAAACAGGAUUCACCUGGAGGACCUCAGCCAGAGUGUGCUGCUCCACAUGACUGAGAAGCUGGGCUACAAGAACAGCGAUGUCAUCAACACCGUGCUCUCCAACAGGGCCAGCCACACGCUCGCCAUCUACUUCCUGCUCAAUAAGAAGCUGGAGCGUUACCUGGCCAGCCUGAGGAAGGCUGAAGGCCAGGACAAUGUUUUCCACAAGAACCAGCUCUACCAGAUAGAAAAAUACAAGGCAAAUAAAGACUCCUAUGAGAUCCAGAACACCAAGGCUCUGCUGAAGGACCGGAAAGGUGCCAAGGCCGGGGCUCCUGAGAAAGACUCCAGCGGAGGGGUGAGCCCUUUCCACGAACCCCUGGCGACCAAGACAGGCUGUGUCACUUCCAGCUCCCUGGAGUACCUCGAGGUCCAGCAGCCACCCCCCAGGACCCCUCGGCUCCUCAAGAGGCAGGAAUCUCCCCCGCAGCAGGAGCCGGCCCGGAGCGGGGGCCGAGCCAAGGACUCCCCCCUCAUCCUCAACAUUGUGCACUCCUUCGAGUCAGUUGACAGAGAGGACCAAAUAGACCAGGUUUCCCCCUCUCACCAGUACAGAAUUUUAGGCUCCCCAAUGAAUUUCCCCUACAAAAGCUCCAGUGAAAGGACACUGUCCCCACUUUUCCCCCCGGGGAGCACGUCCCCCGUCCACCCCACCCAGGUCUCUUUCACCUACGAGGAGAAAGUGUAUCCAGCGAAGGAAGAAGCCGUGUCCCCCACCCAGCUGGUGUCCAACAACCCCCUGGGCAGCCCCAACUGUGUGAAAAGCAGGGGCAGGUUCCCCAUGAUGGGGAUCGGACAGAUGCUGAGGAAGAGGAGCCAGACGAUGCAGUCGGCCAGCGAGAAGCCGCUGGAGGCCAGGAUGCCUCAGCUGCAGCAGAUGAGCCCCACCCAGAUUUCCUUCAGCACAGCAGAUGCUGUCAGCGGCCAGUGUUAGCCUGACAUCCUGGGAUUUUCUCUGCUCUGCUCUGGGAUCUCACCUUUUUCCACUUUAAACAAGAAGGGAAAGCCACAGGCAUGUUACUGUCGCUGCGGAACACACCACAGUGCUCCAGCAGGAAACCAGAGGUUUGCUCGUAAGGAAGGCGUUGUCCUACAUAUUGAAGUUGAAAGAAAAGGGCUCUGCUCCUGCUGUUAAGAAAUAUUAGCAUUUGGCACCCGACUGUACAGUAAAACAUGUCCUGAAAGAGCCACGUGAGUGUGUAUUUUCACAGCUCUCACCUGGUGUUGCAGCAGGGCUGGUUGGAGGCGCCGAGGGUUUGGUUUCCUCAAGGUGAUCUGUGUGGUGCCAGGAAUGCCAGUUCCGUCCAGGAUCUGUGGUAAGACUGUCCCUGCUCCUCCUGCCUGUGGCACUACUCAGGCAUUGGUCACGGGGUGGGCAAGAGGAGAAACUCCAGGUACUCUGUCCAAAGUCAGCUCGCUUACGAGCACUGCCGAGGAGAUGAAGGUGCUUUGAGCUUGAAUGAAGACACAAGUGAUUUAAACGUUCAGAAAAAGUGGGAAUGGUGGAAGUCAAAGCAGAUUUUACUGUUGGUUGCAUAAAGGAGCUAAAAACAGAAUAAUUUUUUUCCCUAAAAAUCCCCACUGAUUUAAUCACCUCACUCACAAGAAAGAGGAUUGUUUAAAAACAAGUGUUGUCAUGUGGAAAUUCACCUCACUAAAGGCCUGUUCCUUUCAUAUGAUGGGUCUGCAAGAAGAUGCUUCAAACAGAAAUCCAGAUUGCAGAAGGCUGUGUUUGAACAACCCAGCCCACACCUGCAGUAGUCCCUAUUACAGCAAGGCAGCUUUGGACACACCUGAAGGCUUCUCUGAGAGACUGCAGUGAAUUAAAAUGGCUAAUAAAGGACACAUGAACCUGUACCAAGGUUGUUUUAUACUCCAGGAUUGGUAAUGCAGUGGUUACCAAAAAUUGGGUGUUAUUAUGAGCAGUGAAAAUUAACUUUCUUAAGAGACACCAUGUCCUGUGUACUGGUCAUGUUUUUCUAAGUAAACAAUACAUCUGAGAGGUUGGCAACAUUUUUUUUGGUUCUGUUUUUGUCUUCAACCCCAUUACCUAUAAAUUAGAAGGUUUAGCCCUAUUUACAACCAUAUUUUUGCAAACAAUUUUGUUGCCCCCUUGGUUUGGUGUCCAGGCAAAUGCUGAGAGUGAGAGUUACCCCUGUUUGAGGUGUUUUCCUUCCAGUUUCAUGAGUAAGAUGUUCAGGGGCUGCGGCAGAGGAAAGGGAGGAGGUCCCCAGCAGAUCCCACAGCUGAGCAUGUGUUCCUGGUUUGCAGCAUAACACGGGUCUUACACCAAAGUCUGCAUCCCAAAAGGAUGAGAAAGACAGCCCUGAAAUAAUUUUAUUCAUUUUCACAUCAAAAAAUGUUGUAUUCUGUUUGUACAGAGCACCUGUGUAUCCCAGGGGGGUCCAUUUUAGCUCUUUUCAUUUAGAAAUGUCAAAGCAUUGUCAUUUCUUUCAUGCUAUAUAUAAGAACAUAUCUGUGCUGCCAAGGCAGCGAGCAGGGACCACUGAGAUCAGGGACCACUGAAAUCCCACCUUUUUUGUGUGCCAGACUCACAUACCUGAACAGAUGGCAGAUGCUGACUUGAAUUGCAAACUCAGGUUUAUUUGGAACCCAAUAAAAAGGUUGGGGGAGGCAGGAAAGAGACCCGUAUUUUUUGUGAAGACCCAGUAAAUAUGUGUAAGAAUCAGAAUGAAAGCAAAUGUUAAAUCUUUUAUUAUAUUUAUAGAGAAUAUAUGAGUACUACACUGCUAAAACAUAACCAUGUAUCCAGCGUAGACAGUAGCUCUGUACAGUCCAACUGCAGUGACCACAGAAGGGACUUCCUGAAAUGCCACAGUGGAAAUUCCAGGGGGAAAAACUGUAUUUGGUAUCAUUAUUAAAUACAUGUACUUUUUGGACAAGA
Molecule: messenger RNA, 3936 nt
Organism: Corapipo altera (White-ruffed manakin)
Lineage: Eukaryota; Metazoa; Chordata; Aves; Passeriformes; Pipridae
Gene: HUNK
Product: hormonally up-regulated Neu-associated kinase
Exons: 10
Coding region: 1-1965 (654 amino acids)
Biological process (GO): protein phosphorylation; intracellular signal transduction
Cellular component (GO): cytoplasm
Molecular function (GO): ATP binding; protein serine/threonine kinase activity
Source: RefSeq, a predicted model, not a curated record